AGUCCAUCUUGUCGUCGAUCACAUCGUCGGCAUCGACACUAGCACGACGACGCCUAGUGACACCCCUGCAUAAUGUUCAGAGGUGGCCAGCCAAAUCCACUUGACGAUCUCGUCACUAAAGCUACGGACGAAAACCUCACGGGAGAGGACUGGGAAACCAUUCUCAACUUGUGCGACAAAGUGCAAGAUGAUGGCGAACAAGGUGCACAAAAUGCAAUCGCAGCCUUGCUGAAACGUCUCGCACACCGCUCUCCCAACGUGCAACUUUAUGCACUUUCGCUUGCCGAGGCGCUUUCCAAGAACUGUGGCGUAGUCCUGCACCGCGAGCUCGCCUCGCGUGUAUUCACACAGGGACUCGAACGACUCGUUACUGACCGGACCACACAUGACAAAGUGCGCCAGCGUGCACUUGGCCUUAUCGCUAUGUGGACUGCAGAGUUCGAGAAUGAUCCGUCAUUGGGUAUUAUGGAGGAGUGCUAUGCCAGUUUAGAAGCUAAGAAUUACAAAUUUGAAACACCGAAUGAACCCCCUCCCCCCGCUGUUGACGAUGAGGUUCGUCGGCGAGAGGAAGAAGAACUCCAACGUGCUCUGGAAAUGUCAUUGAAUGAUCGGGGUGGUCGCAGUGGUUACACUGGUUCUGGUGUCGUAUCUAGUGUAGCCGGGCCAAGCACUAGUACAGGCCGGACGCACCCGUCAGGUUAUGUCCCAGCAAAGUCACCUCCCGCAGCAGCAUCGUCCAAUUCUUCUCUCCCUGCACAGACUUCACCUGCACCAUCUGCAGCUCCUGCUGCAUCAACACCGGUUGUGACGCGCGUCCGCGCACUACAUACUUUUGAGGCAACGGAACCUGGGGAGCUUGCUUUCGAACGGGGCGACGUCAUCCGUGUGGUUGACCGCGCUUACAGGGACUGGUGGCGUGGGCAGCUGCGCGGACGAACCGGUAUCUUCCCAGUGAAUUAUGUGGAACCUCUCCCCGAGCCUACUGCGGCCGAACUAGCUCGAGAAGCCGAACAAGAAGCCGCGAUAUUUGCACAAGCUGCAAAUGUCGAUCGGCUACUCAUGUUGUUGCGCGAUCUCGAUUCUUCAGGUGAGCGACUGGCAGACAACGAGGAGAUACAGGAAUUGUAUCGGUCAUGUAUGUCGUUGCGACCCAAGAUUGUGAAGUUGAUCGACAAGUACAGCCAAAAGCGGGCUGAUCUAGUUGCAAUGAACGAAGCCUUCGUCAAGGCCAGGACCGUGUUUGAUCGGAUGAUGGAGGAAAGUUUGGCUCGACAUGCAGCAGCAUACGAAAGUCCUGGGUAUGGUUAUCCUGCCCCCGUGCGGCACGAGUACGGGCCGCAGCCAUACGGACACGGGUACGGACCUAGCCAUCCUGAGGUGCCAUUUUCUACUCCGCAUGAGCUAUCGGCCUUCGCCCAACCCUACAGUGGCUACCCCGCUCCUGCGCAGUCGCCAUACCCACAACAGCAGAUGCCCUACACCCCGGUACAGACUCUAUAUAACCAAGGUCAAGUGCCGACUCAGCAGCUCCCCGCCCAAGAACCUUUACAAUCGCAUGAGACACUGCCACAAGCGCAGGCUCAGCCCCAGCCAACGCAAGCGCAGUCCCAAUCAGGGGCGGAGUCUCAGACGCAGACUGGAAGUUCUCCGCAAUCUCAGGAUGGCCCUCCAUAUGUCUACAAUCCGAAUGCCACAUACGCCGAUCCCAAUGUCCAGGCGUGGGCACAGUACUAUGCACAAGGUGGUAAAGACCUCGCUGGUGCUGUAUACUUCGUCUCUGUGCCCGGGGUGACGGACACCACGGAAGGACCGGCGCCAGCAACAGAGCAAGUACAAGCCGUGCAAGGACAGGAACAAUGGGGUGCUCCAGAGCAAUAUGGACCAACGGCUGGGGUCUCAAUGACGUUGGGGUCUCAACAGCCUACUGGUCCCACAGGCGGUCCGUUGUCGCCGCAGAGCGCCCACCACGGCUGGCAACCGCCACAGCAGUCACCCUAUGGCUACGUUCCUCCACAGACGCAACCGCAGUCUCCGCAACAGUAUGCACCAUCUGCAGGUAUAAGCGGUUAUGGUUCCUCGCCCAGUAGUGCAAGUGGGCAUGCGCCACCUAUGAAUGGUACAGGUGGCCAUCAGUCGCCUCUGCCGGGUGGCGGCUAUGGGGGUGGAUAUGACUAUGGAGUAGGAGCGCUUCAGCAUCAGUUUGCUGAUAUGGGUGUUAGUAGGGUAGCACAUCAGACACAUGCGGCGUCUACUGAAGGAUGAGCUAGGUCAACGUAUGUUGUGUAGUAGGUGACCUGAAUAAAAGGUGUACAGACUCUAGUUUACUUCACUGUUACUUCACUAAAUGUAUCUCUCUUUGGCCUACUCAGGAGAAACAGGAUGCUACUAUUUUUUCCAGGCAGGCAAUUUAUUCAACAAAUACCUUAUCAGCGACUCACUUGGCGGCCGACAAACCCAU
Pisolithus orientalis is the source of this 2458-nucleotide messenger RNA. RefSeq lists its product as uncharacterized. Bases 73 to 2262 code for a protein of 729 amino acids. Gene Ontology annotation, molecular function: ubiquitin binding; phosphatidylinositol binding. The record is from RefSeq and is a predicted model, not a curated record. NCBI's taxonomy places the organism in Eukaryota, Fungi, Basidiomycota, Agaricomycetes, Boletales, Pisolithaceae. Gene Ontology annotation, cellular component: ESCRT-0 complex. The transcript is spliced from 9 exons. Gene Ontology annotation, biological process: protein transport to vacuole involved in ubiquitin-dependent protein catabolic process via the multivesicular body sorting pathway.